Messenger RNA from Larimichthys crocea (large yellow croaker), 2721 nucleotides. It is a transcript of the gene col10a1b, whose product is annotated as collagen, type X, alpha 1b. NCBI's taxonomy places the organism in Eukaryota, Metazoa, Chordata, Actinopteri, Sciaenidae. Gene Ontology annotation, molecular function: protein binding. The record is from RefSeq and is a predicted model, not a curated record. The transcript is spliced from 3 exons. Bases 150 to 2117 code for a protein of 655 amino acids.
CCCAGUGCCCUGGGAAGCAGCAGCUGCCACUCAGACAGACAGCCUCCACAACUAAGGAUAUAAGAGCGCAGCACCAGGACAGCAGCCUCCCGACCCCUCCCCCAACUGUUUUCUUGGAGCGUAAACCUUUCCCGGUUUAGCUUCACAAGAUGGACUUGAGGGUGACAAGCGUUCUCCUCGUCCUCCUAGCUCUGGCUGAGGCGACCCCUGAUAGGUACUACCACAAAGUGAGCAAGACUCCCUACCCCGUCAAGAGUCAUGCAGUUGCAGGUCAGGACGGACCUCCAGGUCCUCCAGGUGAGCCAGGGCCAAUGGGACCACCUGGACCUCCUGGAAAGAGUGGUGUAGGACAUGCUGGAGCACCUGGCCCACCAGGCCCUCCCGGACCAGCUGGCUACUCUCAAGCAGGUAAACCUGGUACUCCAGGAGCCCCUGGAAAACCAGGUGCCCCUGGUAUCCCAGGUGAAAGAGGUGCAACUGGUGCAACUGGGGCAAUGGGUCCGAGAGGUGCACCUGGUGCACAUGGAGCACCUGGACCUGCUGGACUUACUUCUGUUGGAAAACCCGGAGCAGCUGGUCACCCUGGGGCAAUGGGACCAAGAGGAGAGCCUGGUUUGAAGGGACAUCCUGGUAUUCCUGGUAUUCCCGGCAUGAAAGGAGAGAAAGGUAUUGGAGUACCUGGUAUUCAAGGACCAUCAGGCCCAGUUGGACCAAUGGGCCCAUCUGGUAUGCCUGGCAAACCUGGAAUUGGUAAACCUGGUGCCACUGGCUAUCCUGGAGAACCUGGAAAGAGUGGCAUGCCAGGAAGAGAUGGCAGUCCUGGGCCUAUGGGUAUGCAAGGGCCCAAGGGUCACACAGGGGCUCCAGGCACAGGAGCACCAGGAAAACCAGGCCAGAAUGGUACACCAGGUAUGCCUGGACCUGUGGGGGCUAAAGGUCCACAGGGUCCUGCUGGUCAGCCAGGCGCCCCUGGCAUGCCAGGUGUUGGCAAAACAGGUGAACCAGGAAUACCAGGUAGCAGAGGAUCCCCCGGUACAUCAGGAACCACUGGUCAGAAAGGAGAGCCAGGCCCAACUGGUUUUACUGGUCAUCCAGGUGCUCCUGGUCCUAUUGGCCCAGCUGGUCCACAGGGUGCAAGAGGAUUCCAGGGGGAGGUAGGCCCAACAGGACCCAAAGGUGACAUUGGUAUGGUUGGUGCACCAGGCCCAAGGGGAACCAAAGGUGAGCAGGGAGCUCAGGGUUUCACAGGAAAAUCAGGUACCCCUGGGGCAGUAGGUCCAGCAGGACUUCCAGGUCAUCAUGGUCCUCAGGGAGAGAAGGGUGCACAAGGCCAUACAGGUGCCCCAGGAAUUCCAGGUGCAAAUGGCGGCCCAGGACCUAAAGGACACGCAGGCAUGCCAGGAGCACCAGGAAAAAGCGGUGAGAUGGGAAGGCCAGGACCCAUGGGACAAGCUGGUCCCUCUGGUCCAGCAGGCCCCCAAGGAUUCAAGGGCCACCCAGGUCUUCCAGGCCCACCUGGCCCAGCUGGCAUGACAGCUAAGGGAGUGACUGGUCCUCACGGUCCACCUGGAAUUCCUGGUGCCAGAGGUCAAGAUGGUCUCCCAGGUCCUGCUGGUCCUCCAGGUCCACCUGGCCCACCCGGGGAGGUGAUUUACCACCAUGAGAAGAGCAUGCCAAUCAAGUCCCAUGAGGUUGUGAUGCCUCAUGAGAUGAUGAAGGCCCCCAUGUCUGCCUUCAGUGCUGUGCUGACCACUGCCUACCCUCCAGCUGGAACCCCUAUUAAUUUCAACCAGGUUCUGUACAAUGGUGAGCACCAUUAUGAUGCCCAUAGUGGUGUGUUCACCUGCCAGAUCCCAGGCCUCUACUAUUUCAGCUAUCAUAUGCAUGUCAAUGGUGCCAAUGCACUGGUGGCCCUUUACAGAAAUGAGGAGCCAGUUGUUUUCACCUAUGAUGAAUACAACAAGGGCUUCCUGGAUCAGAUGUCAGGCAGCGCUGUUCUUAUGCUGCAUGCUGGUGACAGAGUCUAUGUCCAGGUCCCUGAUGAGGAGAGUAAUGGUAUAUUUGCAGCAGAUAAUGUUCACUGCAUUUUCUCUGGGUUCUUGAUUGCCUCAACGUGAUUUCACAAAUCCAAAUAAACCUCAAAACCUUACAAAACAGUAAACUACUAGAUCAGUUUACAGAAAUCCAAACUGAGAUUGUCGAUUAAAAAAAAUCUGGGUGUAAUUUAACUGCCUCAUUUAAAUCUUUGCAGUAACAAAAAAGUCAAUUUGCAAACAAAUUACUUGCAGAGGUAUAACUGCAUAGAAUGUUUGUUUGUUUUUUUUUAAAUAUGGUUCAAAUUAAUGUCUUUCCCCAGUUCACCAUGUCUGUGCCUUUGCAACUUUAAGAAACAUGAAACAAUAUUGGAAAAUAUCAUAAGUGGUGCUUUACAACUGCCUGUAACAUUUACAGCAUGUCUUUUAUUUGUAUUUGUUUUUAUUAAUGUCUGUUGUUGAAGAAUUUUCCUGUAAUAUACAUACAAAAGACACGCAAAACUGUUGAACUAUACGUUAUUAGAGAUCAGCACAUUCUCAUAAGCACUGUGAUCAGCAAAACAACACAGAAUGAGAAACUCAAACCGCAUUUUUUUUUUAAAACAACUAUGUCCCAUUGGAUGUGUUAAGUUAUGUACCACUUACUGACCAAAACACACAAUAAAAGUUCUAGUCUGAAAAAGAAAAA